Molecule: messenger RNA, 1128 nt
Organism: Guyanagaster necrorhizus
Lineage: Eukaryota; Fungi; Basidiomycota; Agaricomycetes; Agaricales; Physalacriaceae
Exons: 5
Coding region: 1-1128 (375 amino acids)
Source: RefSeq, a predicted model, not a curated record
AUGGCAUCCUCAAACUCAACAGACAUUCCGCAACUGUCUGAUAAUGACAUCAAGUUGGUGUACGAUGUUAACAACGAAUACCUUAACCAGCUCGUCGUUCUCGCACUUAUGCACGGUAUACUGUUUCUCGGCGAUGUUUUGAGAUCGUUGUCUGAUCUUCGAAAUAGGACUAUAUACCUGCGUAUUAUUGGUGACCUUAUGGAGUAUAUAUAUCUAGGUACCAGCAAGGUAUUGGCUUGCGCUGCAACCCGAAAAUUCAUGCUUCUCAUGGUCAUGGUAUUAUACGUACUCGCCACGGUGUACAUGGGCGUUCUGUGGUCAUUCACUCGAUACGCAUUCAUUGAUGACGGCCAGACAUUUUGGUCCAUAUUCGUUGGACUGCAGUCCGUAACUGACCGUGCGGUGACUUUCCGACUAGUUGGGGGUAUUACUAAGUGCACUAGUACUGUCAUUGCCGACUCUUCCAUGAUAUGGCGCUGUUGGAUCGUCUGGGGGCGUCGAUGCUGGAUAAUAUUGCUACCAAUACUAUGCACGAUCUCCGGGACUGUAUUUGACGCGAUUUCUGUUUAUCACCUCGUUGCCGAUACGACCGAAGACGAAAGCGACUCGGGCUCAUCUGCGUAUGCGAUCAGGAUUGACUGGACAAUGCUUUCCCUGUCCUUCACCCUUGCUACGACCGUUUUAUGCACCAUACUUAUCAUUUAUCGAAUCGUCACAGUGGCAGACGGGAAACAUGGUUCAGGGUUGCCAUCAUACCGCGGGGUUGUUGAAGUCAUCGUGGAAUCGGCUGCACUUUAUUCGGCUUCCACGAUCGUCUAUAUGGCGUUCGUCGCCCGUAAUGAACUGACGGGAGCAUAUGCGAACGAGGUCAACACCGCCAUCAAGGGAAUCGCUCCUACGCUCAUCGUUGGACGCGUUGCUUCUGGCCAUGCUCGUCCUGAUGAUACGUGGAAGGAAAGUGUCUUAUCCUCGCUUCAUUUUGGUGCUUGGUCACGGGCCGCCAGAAACAGAGAGGCAACUCACACUGUCACAUUUGAGAAUUCGGUCAUGGACUUGGAGAAUGUGAACUCUUCGGAGAGGCCCCAAACUGGCGCUGAAAACGAACUUCCGAUUAAAGAACUAUCAUGA